This is a messenger RNA of Cinara cedri, 5181 nucleotides long. The record is from the annotation of a GenBank genome assembly. NCBI's taxonomy places the organism in Eukaryota, Metazoa, Arthropoda, Insecta, Hemiptera, Aphididae.
GUCCUUGUUGAUAAGAGAUAAAUCAUAUGACGAAUAAAUGUAUUAUAAUUUUGUAAUUAUUUUGUUAUUACAUUAUUUACAUUUGUUGUUUACGCCAACCGUGGCCGUGUUCGAGCAUAUUAUGAUUAUUAAUGAAAUAUUAAGUAUUGUACAAAGAAAUAAUAUAUUCAAAGUCCUAUGUUAAUAAUUUUCAAGGUAGUUACCUAAUUUGACUAAUUGCUAACUAGUUGACGAGAUAUAUAUAUUAUUUUCGAUGUUUAUGUCAGAAAUACCUAAUCAGUCUAAGAACAUUUACUCAGUUGUUUUCACAGAUUGACUUCGGUAUCUGACCUUUACCUUCCUAGAGUUCUCUGGCCAGUCUAAUUCCAUAUUUGCAUUUAUCAAAACUACCAAGUUACCAAAACUAUCAAAUUAUCAAAACUUACUAAUAUUAUAAAAUAUAGAAACAUUUAAUUGAACGUUUAACGAAAAAUUACAAUGGUAAGUUUUGAAAUAAUAUAGGUAUUAACUUAUUUAUAAUUGUUAUUUUUCUUAGUUUAUUUACUAAUUUUUGUAGUAAAGUCACACCCAGAUAUCCUUGAUAUCAACACUAUGUAUGUGUCGCAUCCACGUAGUGAAAUCACUCAUUUCAUGAACUGGGUAUCCAAAUAGUGAAAUUAUCCAGAUCGUGAAUUUGGAUGAAAAUACAUCAUGUGGACAUCCAUUUCAUGAAAUGGACAAUACCUAUACCUUUUGUGUAAUUAUUAUAAAACAAAAUUUGUUAUGUUAUUUACCAAUAAAUAAUUAUAUUAUAUAAUUGUUAACUAUACAUUUCUAUAUUGUUUUAUUAACAAAAUAAUUGAUUGAUUUGAACAAUAAUUAAUAAACUAUACCUAUAUAUUUUUCUUCCUUGUUAUUUAUUUUUACAUGACAAUUAAUUAUGACAGACUAUUACGUAACAUAUUAUUUUUAAAAUAAGCACACCUACUACAAAAUUAAAUUUGAUAUCUCUCUCAUAUAAUAUAGAUCACGGGUAAAACAUUAUUAUCUGUAUUGCUAUUGAAAAGUAUGGUUUGUGUUAAGUGUACUUGUUUUAAAAAUAAUAAUGUAUGUUAUGUAACAGUCAAUAUCGUAAUCAAUUGUUAUGUAAAAAUAAAUAAUAAGGAAGAAAAAUAUAUAGGUAUAGUUUAUUCAUUAUUGUUUAAAUCAAUUAACUAAUUAUUUUGUUAAUUUAACAAUAUAAGAAAUAUAGGUAUAGUUCAUUUCAUGAUUAUUUCAUGAUACUUAUAGGAAACACUAUCAUCUGUGAAAUACAAUAUAUGUAUGAUUUAUAUAAUUGUCCAUUUCAUAAAAUAUAGAAAAGUAUAGUUUACUAUGAUAUAAUAUAAUUAUUUAUUGCUAAAUAACAUAAAAAACGUUGUUUUAUAAUAAUUACACAAAGUACAUAAUAGGUAUAGGUAUUGUCCUGUUCAUGAAAUGAGUGAUUUCAUUAUGUGGAUGCGACAUAUAUAUAUACAAUAUUUUGCCCCUAGAUUCAUUUGAAUGGUCUUUAAGUAUGUUCAAAACUAAAAAAAACACUACUCUCACACACAACAUUAUGGUAAAAUUCAUAUUAAAGUUUAACUCCAUUUUUAUCACCUCAAUUUGCUUAUAAAACAACUUCAAUUUCUGAGUUAAUUUGGUACAGAGAGAGACACUGCAAAUAUUAAAAAGUUCCAAGAAAAAAACAUCUAUAAGUUAACCUAACCUAUACUUAAUCUUAUUGUAUAAGACAUAAUAUAGUGCAACAGAUUCUAUUUUAGAAGAAAAUGACAUAAAACAAAAAAAAAAUUAUAACCUUUAUAUUUGACAUAAAUUUAUUCUCAAAAUAAUAAUUAUAGUAUAAUAAAUUAAAUUUAAUAACUAUUUACUUUUUUGAAAAAAGUGUUUUAAUGUGAAGUAAUUUUAUUGACUAUUAAUUGUACCUAUAAUAUUUUGUUUUGAUUUACAGGAACAUGAAAUUAAUAUUUAUGAUUAUAAGUAUUCUAUAUCAGAUUUAGCAUUAACAAGAGAACAGCGGGAUUUUUAUGAAGUCAAUGGUUAUUUAGUGAUUCCAAAAUUGAUUCCAGAUUAUUUAUUGGACAGAUGUUGGUAAUAUUAUUUUCUAUUUUGUGAUUUCAAUAUUGUAUAACAUGUUUUCUAUUUUUGAAGUUUAUUUUACAUUAUUUUUUAGUGACCAUUUUGUCGAUUUGUGUAAUGGUAAAGCUCCACGAAAUCAAAUUACUAUGAUGAAAGAUAUUUCCCGUAUGAAAUGUAACUAUCAAGGCGAAUACUUAUAUGCUAAGGCACAAGAUAUUCUUUAUGAUGAAGAAUUUUAUGAGUACGCCAGAUACCCGAAGGUUUUUUUCUCAAUCUUAAAAUCGGUUUAUAUUGAAUCAGUGGCACCGAACUCUGGCUUAUUUUUUGGUGGUAAAUGGUUAGGUGGCGCUAGUGGUGAGAAAUGUUCAUAAUUUGAGUAUUGCUUGUAGAAAAUAUAAUUUAAUGAAGACCAGUAUAAUACAGUAUUGCCUUGUUUGCCCGAGUAUUUUUAAAUUACUUCGGUGCCACUGUAUUGAAUGAUUUGUCCCCAAUUAUCCAUUGUUUGCCAUAUUCAUGGUACCCAUUGGUUCCUACUAUACGAUUAACAGGUUAGAAAUUUAGUGUUUACUAAUAUCAUGGUUUAUAUGGUUUAAACUUAGAUGUUGGACAUCGUUGAAAGUAUUAUUGGACCGAAUGUUAUGGCUAUGCAUUCAAUGUUUAUUAACAAACAACCAGAUAUUGGCACCAAUAGCUCUCGUCAUCCAGUUCAUCAAGUAUAAACUUAUUUAAUAUUAUACUAUAGUAAUGAUUUUAUAAAAUUAUAUUAUUAAUUUUAUAUACAACUUAUGGUUAUUUUUUUUUUUUUAGGAUCUUCAUUAUUUUCCAUUUCGCCCAACUAAUUGGAUUGUUGCAGCUUGGACGGCUUGUGGUUCAGUUACAGAAAAUAAUGGUUGUCUGUAUGUGAUACCAGGAUCACAUACUAGCGAAUUGCAUUCUCAUUAUUACCCAGAACCCAAGGAUGUUGGUUAUUUACAAAUUAUUGUUCAUUAUUAAUAUUAAAUCCAUAAAAAAAAGUGAUAAAAAAUAUCAAAAAAGACUUGAAAAUGCACAUAAAAAAAAUGAAAAAUGGUAGUAUGUUUUUAAAAGCCUCCCCCCUUUAAAAUGGCUUAAAUUUUUAAAAUACAAUACAAAAAUUAUUAACACAAGUUUUUUGAAGAAACCUGUUAGUAUUAUACAAGUGAAAAUUAUGUUAGAUAACUGCAUUUAAUGGUUAGGUGGUUAGGGAUGAAAAUUUCAAACCCUGCUGGACCUUCUGUCAUUUUUACUUUUUAAAUAUUUUUUUAGAGUUCUUUUGAUGUUUUUAAACUGUUUUCUUUGGAUUUUAAAUUUAUAAAGUCCUGAGCCCUAAUUAUUAAAAAUCAAAAAUUGAAUCUUUACAAUUUUUUUAUUUAAAUACUUGCUGUUUUUUUGUUUUUAGGGAGAAAUAAAUAAAAUGUAUCAUGAAAUGAAAACAAACAAGAAUGAGAACUAUAAAAAGGUUUUUUUGGAAAUGGAAAAAGGCGAUACAGUGUUUUUUCAUCCUUUGCUAAUUCAUGGAUCUGGAAUAAAUAAAUCACAAGUAAAUUUAUUCACUAGUAUUAAUUGCACUGAAACUGUUUAUUAUAUUAAAUUGUAUUAAACAGAAUGUUUUGGUUUUUAUUAGGCAAUUAAUCUAAUAUUUAUUAGGAAUGCCUUAUCAACAAACAUAAAUUAAAUAUUAGUGAUGAUUUAGCAUCUACUAAACAAAAUGUUUUGUCUAUAUUGGUAAUAAUCAUUUAAUUCAAUAUAUUUUUAUUUCUGUAUUCAGGACUUCCGUAGGUGCAUAUCAGUUCAUUAUGCUUCAUCAGAUUGUUAUUAUAUAGACGUAGCCGGCACUAGUCAAGAAAGUAUACAAAAUGAAAUUUUGGAUAUAGCAGCCAAAAAAGGAUUGACAAAUAUUGAUUACAAAGUAUGUAUAAUGGAAUAAAAUAAAAUAGUCUUAUUAAUUUAAAUCAUUUUUAUUUUAGUUAAUCUGGAAAAAUCGUGGAAGACUGAUUCGUGGUCUCAAGGCGAAUCUGUAGAUGCACAAUUAACAGACUUGUAUUACAGUAUGGUUAUGGGUUUUAUUAAUUUUAAUGUUAAAAUGUCCAUUUCAAUUGUUGGAAGGCUAUUUGACCUAAACAACAUUUUUCUCAAAAUCCAUUUUGUCAUUAUAAUGCAUAUACAGAUAGAGCAGACUUAGUUAUCAAUAUGAUGAACACAAUUUACUUUAUUAACAUUUACGGUUUUUAGAAAGCGGAUAAACCUGAUGUUAUAAAUAUUUGUGUAUAAGCCUCCCUAAAUUGGUAAAAGCAACAUCCGAGAAAAUUUGUAAUGGCCAUUUGUUAUUAUUGUUGAUUAUGGCUAUUUAUUAAUUUCUUCUUGUUUUUUAUAAUUAUAAUAAUAAUAAUAAUAAUAAUAUUAUUAUUGGGUUUCAUUGUUUUAAAGUUGUAAGUGACUAAAAAGAUCUAAAUUAGUUUCUAUUCAUUUUGUAGUCAAAUAGUUUGGGGAAAGUGCCUUUUUUUUAUUGUUUCCAGUAUAGGUUGCAAAUGAUAAAACUUCAAAACAAUAAUUUUUUUUUUUGUUAAAUGACAGCUAUAUAGUAUUAAAUAUUUUAUAUAGUUUAACAAAGAAAUUAUAAUGAAUAUAUUUAGUACAAGUUUAAUCAUACAUAAAUAAUUUGCUUUUGGGCUCUCCUGAAGAGUUUGGUUUUUAACAUUUAUGCUAAAUAGCCUACAAAUUAAUAACCUGUAUCUUAAUUAUUGGAUGGCUAUAAUUUGUUAGAAGAUAAUUUCCUGUUCUUUCAAAGAUAUUUCUGUGUUAUGUAAUUAUAUAAUUUUUUUUUUAUAUUUAUAUAUGUAUAAAAUGUAUUUUGUGGCCAAGGAGGGGUUAUUAAUUAAAAUUGUUAUUUUAUUUUUACAUUUAUUAUUUUAUAAUAUAUUUUUAAAUAAGAACUAAAAAUGUAAUUUUUUCUUUUGUCAGGAUAGUCUUUGAGAAAAGUAAAAUAGAAUCUAUCCGAGUCUCUGACAGAUGGACAAUAAUAUAAUAUUUGGCAUUAUUAUAAAAUAAAAAAGUAUACUAUUGGUG